This is a messenger RNA of Rotaria sp. Silwood1, 2775 nucleotides long. Lineage: Eukaryota; Metazoa; Rotifera; Eurotatoria; Philodinida; Philodinidae. The record is from the annotation of a GenBank genome assembly.
AUGGCUGAAACGAAUAUACCACUUCGUGUGAUUGUUCAACCUAAAGCAUUUCAUCGUGAAAGAUAUUCAUGUGAAAUAGAUCGAAGUCGUAAUCGAUCACAGCGUUUUAUUCGUGCUGAAUCUAAUCCACAUCAUUUGGACUACCCAACAAUCGAAAUACCAAAUCACUGGAAUAGCCAAACGUUAUAUAUUCGUGUAACUUUAGUAACCGUUAGAAGCGAACAAGUUCCUGUGACAUGCAUACAUCCUUAUUCAAUUGAUGCUUCGGAAUUAAAUGUUAUUAAAGACUUGGAAAGAAAUACACUUUAUUUUCCAAUAUCAGAACAAGAAUUACAUAGUGGUCAUGAAAAAGAUAUUAUACGUGUAGAUGAUCUACAUGAUGCUCGAAAAAUAAUUGAGGCUUAUCAAUUAGGAAAAUCACAAUUACUUUUUUCUCUAGCUGAACUAUUUGAUAAUGAUCCAUUACCAGUUAUCUAUGAUGUAACAUCCGUAUAUUCUUGUAUAAUGACUGCUACUGCAGCAAUGCCUAUAAAUAAUGAGGAGUUGAAUGUUAGAUGUUCACCAAAAAAAGGUUGUUGGGAAGGUGGUGAUGAUAUAUUGAUGUUUGUUCCAAAAAUUGAUAAGAGAAAAGUAUGUCAGGUACAUUUUGAAAAUUUGUCAUCAAAUAUAAAAAUUCCGAUUCCUUUCAAAUUUGUGGAUAUGAAAACAAUUGCAUUCAAAACUCCACCAUGUCCUGUACAAGCAACAGGAAAUGAAAGAAUAGAAAUUCCUCUAGUUGUUAGUCAAAGUGGUGAAGAAAUUGCGCGUAUUAACUUUCUUUAUCAAUCUUGUGAUACAUGUUCAAAUUGUGAUGUUAAUUCUAUGUUCGAUUCUUCCGAUUCAUUAAACGCUGAUGAACAAACUUCACCGUUAGAUAUGUGUUUAGAUAAUAAUGAUACUUCUAUAUUCAUUUUAGAUUGUAAUAAAAUUUCUGCAGAAGAUGUAGAUUUCGAUGAAAAAAAAUGGGAAACUUUAAUUAAUUCUGAUGAAGUAUUUACUCAACAAUUUUCAAAAUCAAUCAAUACAACAGAUCCUUCAAAUUUAAAUAUAAAUAAAAAAGAUAUUGUAAAAUUAUCAGUAAAUAGUUUAAAAAUAACAACCUUUAUUAACAGCAAUAAAUUUAUUCAUACUGGGCGAUCAAUGACGAUUUUUAUUCCACCUUGUUCUAAUCAACGUGUUCGAUAUGAAAAUGAAUGUGAAAAAAUACUUCGUUAUCUUUCUGUUCCAAAUAAAAGAACUAUGACGAUAGAAAUUCCUGAUCUUCGUGAUAUAUUUGCUAUUAGUGAUACGAUUUGGAUACGUAUAACACGUACAACCAUUGAUCAUCGAAACGAUCAUCUUAUUUUUUAUCAUCCAUAUCCAACAUGGAUUAAAGAUAGAAAUGCUCGAAUUCAUAAUGGCUCGAUUUUUCUUCAGAUAACUGAUAGAGAUAUGAAAAAUGGUUUUAUAGAAAUUGAUACUUUAGCAUUAAUUAGACUGAAACAAGAUGAUUUAGCUAAAAUAAAUACAUUAGGAAUUUAUUCACGAACUCAACUUAAUUUCUUGGUUUUUCAUCAUACAUACGAUGAUGAUGAAUUCAAUCGUCUUCCAACAGGAAUAUCAUUAUAUUCUAUUUCUCAAGUGCCAAAUAAUGAACAUCAUAAUGAUGUCGAUAGUAAUUUAUUAGAACCAUUGAAUGAAUUAUCACCUACAAGUAGUACCGAUGAAUUCAUCAAGAAAAUUUUGGAUUCAGAUGCACCAUCACCAUUCACAUUUUUAUAUGAUCUUGAUGAAUCAUUAUUUCCCGGUUAUGAAUUCGAUGAAAAUCAAAUAGAAGAUACUUUUGAAGGUCUACCCAAUGAGGCUACAACUACAACAGCAACCAUCAAUGCUGAAAAUAAUAAUGGCAAUUUUGUUAAUGGUACAUCAUCAGAAUCGAUUUCAAACGAACAUGAAAAUCUUAAACCUGAUGAUAACAAAAGUGUCUUAAAACAAUCUUCUGAUGAUAUAAGUCUUCAAAUGAUUGAUAAUUCUAUUGAACAACGAACAAUGAUUUUCGAAAGUCAACCACCAGCUUCCAUUCGUUAUCGUUAUGGAAGUGACGGAAAACGUCAAAUAGACAAAUCUCGUACUAAACCAUCGAUUGUUAAAUUACCACCAGGUUUAAAAGACAUAAAAUUAAAUUCUAAUCAAUCUUUUGGACUUCGACUUGGUUUGAUUACAUAUAGUGAAAAUCUAUUAGAUGAAAUAAAUUUUCAUGUUAAUAAAUUAGAAUAUCAUUCUAAUGAUGUACAUAAAUUUAAUGAUAACACUGUUGGUAUUCUUUUAACGCCAAGAAAUAUCGAAGAAGAAAGAAUAGUACUUUCACGACAAUCAAUAGUCAAAACAACAUUGAAUAAUUACAAACCAAAAUUAAUUCCGCUUUGUCUAACAGGAAUUCCUAAUGAUCCAAAUGAAAAUAUGAAUGAAAAAAUAUCGGUACGAGAAGCUAAAGAGAUGUAUAAAAAAUUUAAUUUGAAAGCUAGUCGAAUUAUAUGUCAAUUAGUCAUUAAACAAAAUGAUUUAUGGCAUUUUACUAAUAUUAAAUGUGAAACACAAGUUAUACAAGACAAAGAUCAGAAAAGCAAAACACAAAAACGAUCAGCAAAAACAACAGAGAGUGAUGAAGAUGAAUUAUUAGAUGAAUGUCCAAGCGCAUCAAAACCAAAAUCAAAACCAAAAUCAAAAUCAACUAAACGAAAGAAACGUUCCGCUUAA